Molecule: messenger RNA, 2452 nt
Organism: Hippocampus comes (tiger tail seahorse)
Lineage: Eukaryota; Metazoa; Chordata; Actinopteri; Syngnathiformes; Syngnathidae
Gene: aoc2
Product: amine oxidase copper containing 2
Exons: 5
Coding region: 96-2351 (751 amino acids)
Biological process (GO): amine metabolic process
Cellular component (GO): plasma membrane
Molecular function (GO): copper ion binding; quinone binding; primary methylamine oxidase activity
Source: RefSeq, a predicted model, not a curated record
AGGCAGGGUCCGGAGGAGGAGGGGAGGGACACAAAAUCUUCUCACCGUUCGACUUUGCUCCCUUCGCAUUUUCUGCUACAAUCGGAGCCCACAAGAUGAAUUCUGUGGUGAAAUGGAUUCUCUUUCUUUUUGUCCUCGUCUCUCUUCUUUUGAAUGUUAUUCUGAUCGGAAUAUAUUCCAGCCGGGCACCCAAAUGUUCCUCUCAGCGCACGCAUUCUCUGAGAGGCAAACACGACGAGCGCAGCCGCGUGUUCGCUGAUCUCACUCGGGAUGAGUACUUGCAGGUCCAACGGUAUAUGCUCAAACAGAAAGACUUGGAUAUAUCAACGAGGCAGCUCACCAAGCCCUCCGAAAACUUUUUGUUCUUAAUCGAACUUUCGCUACCCAAAAAGGUGGAUGUGUUGUCUUACUUGGACGGGGGCGCUUCCAAGCCAGUGCGCGAAGCCACCGUGGUGGUCUUCUAUGGAUCCAAGGGCCUCAUUAAGGAGUACGUAGUAGGACCUCUUCCGAACCCCACAUACCACCAGGAUGUCACCGUGAAGAGGUACAAGACGGAGCUGCCAUUCAACGCACGCACGGUCACCAUUGGAGAGUAUGAAUUAUUGUUCCAGUUUUUGAAGAAAGAAUUGUUCGGCAAGCUGCCGGAGCUUAUGAAAGAGAGCUUCGGUGCCGACAAGAAGCUAAACCCGUUCGAGCAAAUGCCCCGCGGACUGCAAUCGGGAGACAGAAAAACCUGGGUGUCUUUCUUCAGGGACAUGAGCGGCAUGUACAUCCACCCGGUGGGUUUCGAGGUUCUCAUCAAUCACAUGAGCUUAAAUGAAUCCGAAUGGAAAGUGGAGAAACUUCUGUAUAACGGUCAGUAUUUCGACACGGUAAAAGAACUUCAACAGAAAUAUGCUGCCGGAUCUGUUAAAAGAAUCAUUUACAAGGAGACACCUGAUUAUGGUUCUCUGAAGCCCAAGAACAAGCCUCUGCAGCUUAGCCCGCUGCAGUACUACACAGAAGGAAAACGCUUUAGCGUCAGCGGUAACCACGUCCUCUACCUGGACUGGAGCUUUGCUUUUGGCUUGAGUUCCCUCACUGGCAUGCGAGUCUUCGACGUGCGCUUUAAGGGUGAGCGGAUUGCGUAUGAGCUGAGUGUACAGGAAGCAAUGUCGGUGUACGGGUCAGUGACGCCCGGAAUGAUAAUCACCAAGUUUUUGGACUCCAGCAUCGGAAUAGGCCGUUUCGCACAUGAACUUGUCCGUGGCACCGAUUGCCCCCAUGAAGCCACCUAUGUUGACACAUACCGCUACAUCGACGUAAAAUCAUCCGUUCGAGCCAGGAAUUCAAUUUGUAUAUUUGAGCACAACUUUGGGCAGCCUCUGAGGAGACACUUCUCUGACUUUUUUAGUAACAGUUAUGGAGGGAUGGUGAACAGCGCUUUGGUGUUCCGGACGAUCACUGCCAUAGGAAAUUACGAUUACAUGUGGGAUUUCAUUUUCUACCAAAGUGGAUCUGUCGAAAUCAAGGUGCACGCCACCGGAUACAUCUCGUCAUCUUAUCUGGUGAACGGCAGUUUGAAACAUGGCCACCAGGUGGCAGAAAAUGUCCUGGGGAACAUCCAUACACACUUCAUCAACUUCAAAGUGGAUCUGGACGUGUUGGGAGUGAAGAAUGUGUUCCAAACCAAAGACAUGGAGUUUGUGAAUGUGUCAGUGCCAUGGAUGCCCAAUCGCUACGCUAUGGUUCCUCAGCUGGUGGAGAAGCAACUUAAAACUGAAAAGGAGGCAGCUCUGCGUCAUGGCACAAAAACUCCUCGGUAUCUACACAUUGCAAGCAACAAAACCAACGCUUGGGGUCAUCAGCGUUCCUAUAGACUCCAAGUAAUAAGUUUCACUGGAGACCAUCUCCCAGAGAGUGAGAGAGAGGAACGAGCCAUGUCCUGGGCCAGGUAUAAAGUUGCCAUCACUAAGUAUAAAGACUUGGAGAAGACUAGCAGCAGUUUAUACAAUCAAAACAAUAUAUGGAACCCAGCAGUUGACUUCAGCAAGUACAUCGAAGACAAUGAAAACAUUGAAGAUGAGGAUUUAGUUGCCUGGGUGACCACUGGAUUUCUCCACAUCCCGCAUGCCGAAGAUAUCCCAAACACUGUUUCUGUGGGAAAUGGUGGGGGUGUCUUGCUGCGACCCCAUAACUACUUUGAUGAAGACCCUUCCAUUCACUCUGCUGAUGGGGUGUACUUCAGUCCAGGCAGUGAAGAUACCUGUGAAAACAACAGGAUGGGCUGCCUUGCUCAAGAGACCUGCAGCCCUGUGCUGGAACCCUUCACAUACAAUGGCUUUGAAACAGUCAUGAAGUUUGAGGACUGAGCAGAAAAAGACCUAGAGUACUUGUACAUUGUACAUUUUUGGGGUAGUUGUGAUACAUCAUCCAAUAAAAACCCACAUAUAUACACACACGCGCGCACACA